CCCUAGAGGGCGCGCAACACGUAGAUGGCAACUCGGGCCCCCAAUGCGCCGCCGCCAGGGGCAUCGCCAUCGCCGGCGGCCGUUUCCUCUUCCGACCGCCGUGCUGUGAGUUGGAAGUUUUCGAAUUUCUUUAUAAGUUUUGUGGAAACCCAGUUGAAUGCAGAACUGUUUUUGGAUUCAACAAACAUUUUCUUGAACUUGAGUAGGAACUUCAAAUUUUCCAUCUGAAAAGCAAAAUUUCUCCAGUUGAGCGGCAAAAUUUCCAAACUGGAAGUACAAAUUAACAUAUGUAAGUUCCUUAUUCACCCGGAUGGAAAUUAAAAUUUCGAAAUCGAGUUCGUAAUUACGAUUCGGAAGCAAAUCUUCAGUUGGAAGUUUUUUUUUCUUUUCCCUUGAAUGCUACAAGAGCGAGCUCGUUGCCACUUCGCGCUUUCGGUUGACAGACUCUGUUCCCAGUUGCAGGAGCCUGGCAUUUGCCGGUGGUCUCAGACUUAUUCCACAAACGAAUCCUCCUUCGCUUUCCAACAGCAUAAUUGAAUCCCUCUUGAGCACUCAGCACUCCCAUGGCAUAAUAAGUAGGCAAAGAAGAGAGCACCGACUUAACAAUUUGUAACCUCCCUCCAAAUGAUAGAAAAGAAGAACAAGAGGCUAGUCUUCUAUCAAUUUUGUCAGUGACAGACAUUCGAUCCAUUGAAUUCUGGGCUUAGAAACACCCACUUCACACCCUAAUACCCCAGCCAGAUUAGUGGCCCUUGCUUCUGAUAUACUGUAUAUUAAUUGGGGCUAAACAAGACUUGUGGUAAUUAACUCUAAGACCAGCAUAUUGCGCAGAAGUCUCAAGAAGCCCCUGUAUGCAAAGUAGUUGAGUAAUAGACGCCUGCAUGAUGAUUAGCAAAUCAUCUGCGUACUGAACAAUUGGAAUGUCCCGGUGUCCAUUAAGAACAGGUAGCUGGAACAGACCCAGAUCAUGCACCUUAUUUAUCACUUCUGUAAAAGCUAAGACAAAUUAAAGAGGGGGCAGAGGGUCUGCUCGACGAACUCCCCUUCUGCAGUGAUUUUUUCCCUGGGAACUCCAGUAAGAAGCACAGCCGAGGUGCCUAAGCUGUUCUCAACCCAACCCAUGUGAUGGAUGAACUAAGGUAUAUUCUGCAGGAAGAUAAGAGUAGGGUGACAGUUGAAACGGUCGCCAUCUGGAUGAAAACUCCCUCUUACAUAUCUAUCACCGUUUACAGGCAAUGUGGGAAGGAAGUACCGGUUGCAAGGAAGUUGUUCAUGCUUCUUCCUUCAUUGACUUUUUUGUUGGCAAAAUAAAUCAGCAAGUAGACAAUUGUUUGUUAUGCUUCUUCACUCAUUGACUUUUCAACAAUACACGAAAGUCGUCUCCAUCCAUGGUAUCGCCCAUUGCAAAAUAGUUGGCGACAUGUGUGCCUAGUUGACUAUGCUGAAGGACAUCUCAAACUAGCAAGCUAGCUGGACCACAGGCUGAUAAUUUGAGGGAGCUCUUCUACAACGAAGAAACAGGUACGAAUUGUUUGUCUUAUCAUGAUGAUUUACUUAAUCAUGAGAUUAUAUUUAUGUAUCUGGGCACAAUAUUUAGGGGUGAAUUUUGCCAUUUAGGCAACAAUAAGUAUGCUCGGUUGUUUUCAAGAUCUAAUGGUUUCUUGUGGUGGCAGUUUCUCAACUAACUAGAUCGAAGCUGCCUCAAAUGCCUGGCUUAUCCAGGAGACGCAGCCAAAUAGGGGAAGCUUCUUGCUAUUUCGUGGGUUCGAGUUAAGGGUUUGCUACCAAAGUAGGUAGGAGUAGGGGUGUAUUAUGUGUAUAUCAGGUAUAGAAUUUGAAAUUCUGAUUGCCUAGCCCCCAGUUCGUGCCAUCUUGUCACACCUUUCUUCUCCAUCCCCUGCCAUUAGUACUUAUCAAACUCAUAUCCUAAUUGAAAAGAUGCUUCUAGAUGCCAAUCCCAUUCCAGGUACGAUAAUCUGUUCGUGGUAAUGGCCACAUUUAUUCUUUUCUUGUAUCAAGCUCUGCACCUCCUACUAUGUGCUACUUGUAAGUUGUAAGGAUAUGCUGGAGGGUUCUUCGACGUCGACAUUUUCUUUUGAAAAGAAUCAGAAUAACCAUAUUUUAUAUUAUUUUAAAAUGAACUUUCUUGCAGCCAAAGAUAAAAUCAAUUUGCAAAAGAGAUCAAGAUUUCCUCAGCCUCACUGAUAUUAGUAUGCCAUUGUUUUUUCUUUGAGAAUAUAAUACUAGUCUGCAUUGUGAUACAGCCAAGCCAAUGUUCCCUGUUUUGCAAAUCUAGUCUUGGUUUGCAGUUUGCAAAUGGAUUACCAAUGGAGCAACCUUAGGGAUUUCCUUCAAACAAAUGUACAAGAGGUGCGUGAAAGAUCAUACAGCAACUAUAACCUAAUAUUUUACACGCAAAAAGAGAUAGAGGACAUUACCAAUGGAUAUUCUACCGUAUUGGGAGAAGGGGGAUUUGGUAUGGUUUACAAAGGAAUAUUAGAUGAUCAGCGUCCAGUUGCAGUAAAAAGGUUCAAAAAUGAAACCAAGAAGGAAGAUUUUGCCAAGGAGGUGACUGUGCAUUCUCAGAUAAACCACAAGAAUGUUGUCAGACUGUUAGGUUGCUGCACGGAGGAUAAUGCUCUUAUGAUUGUUAUGGAAUUUAUCUGUAAUGGAAACCUCUACAACAUGCUUCACGGCAGCAAUGAGGCCGGUCUUGUCCCUUUCCCUUUGGAAAAACGUCUGGACAUUGCGGUUGAGUCAGCUGAAGCACUAUCCUGCAUGCAUUCAAUGUAUAGUCCUGUCCUUCAUGGUGACAUCAAACCGGCUAAUAUAUUGUUGGACGAGAACUGCUUGCCCAAGAUAUCUGAUUUUGGAAUAGCAAGAUUGCUUUCUACUGGUGAUGCCCAGCAUACAGAAACUGUCAUAGGUCCCAUAGGUUACAUGGAUCCUUUAUACAUAAAUAGUGGGAAAUUAACUCCAAAGAGUGAUGUGUAUAGCUUUGGAGUUGUUUUGCUAGAAAUAAUUACGAGAAAAAAGGCGGUCGACGGGAACACUAUCCUUACUCAAAGUUUCAAUGAGGCCUUUGGAAAAGGGAAGAAGGUGAGACACUUGUUUGAUGAGAAAAUUUCGUCUGGAAAAAAGAACACUAAGCUGCUUGAAGACGUUGCAAAGCUAGCAAUUGAGUGCUUGAGAUGGAAUGACAACCUGCGCCCACAAAUGAUAGAAGUGGGUGAUAGACUAAGGAUGAUUAGAAAAGCUCUGCACAAGCUCAGGGGCAGACAUAGUGCUGGGUUUUCAGGCAGCAACUAUGUCGACCCCUCCAGCAAAACUCCGCCAACUUCGCCCAUUAUUACACUGGACAAACUGAAGAGCGUAAGCAAGAACUUGAUGCCUCCUGAUGUGCUAGGAUGUGUCCCAUACACUACUUUUUUCCUUGGAACCACAGGUGGCAACAGAUGUGUGAUAAAGAAGCUCGAUGCCUCACUUUUUGAGGAAUUCCAGGACCAGGUUCCGAUCAUUUCAAAAUUGAAGCACGAGAAUGUUGUCCACCUUUUUGGGCACUUUGUUGAAGGGAACGUUCAUGUUCUUGCAUAUGAGUAUGCAACAAUGGGCUCCUUGCAUGAUGGAAUACGACGGCGUGCUCUAUCAUGGAAGCAGCGGGUGAAGAUCGUCUUAACUGCUGCAAAAGGACUUGAAUUUCUCCACGAGAAAGCAGAGCCUCCCAUCAUCCACAAG
Molecule: messenger RNA, 3735 nt
Organism: Lolium rigidum
Lineage: Eukaryota; Viridiplantae; Streptophyta; Magnoliopsida; Poales; Poaceae
Product: putative wall-associated receptor kinase-like 16
Exons: 4
Biological process (GO): cell surface receptor signaling pathway; protein phosphorylation
Cellular component (GO): plasma membrane
Molecular function (GO): ATP binding; protein serine/threonine kinase activity
Source: RefSeq, a predicted model, not a curated record